CCGGGUGCUGAGUGGUCGUGAGACGCAUUGCUAAUGCGGUGUGGGGAUAGAGACGGGGCGCUGCACACACGGCUUUCGGAGCACGCAAGAGACGUGGCUGGCUGUCUGUGGAGCUGUCCAUUCCCCCGACGGUGCUGCCUGGGCAUUCACUCAAUACCAGGCAGAACACUUCACAAGGCGCACGGCGUUCGCGUCAGAAUGCCUGCUCUGAUCUGAGGCUCGGCUUCGCUUUUCCGUGGACGAAUUGCGGCAAUGAGCGGAUCUUGCAGCAUGGGCAGCUGAGUGAGUGAGAAAUCGGAGCCGGGUGUCUCUCGCGCGGUGAGACACCGCGAGGAUUCAAGUGGAAGAGGAUCACCAACUGCUCCCUGGCACACGGGCAGGGAAACUGCAUGCGCAAAAUAAUCACCACCCCAACUGCCACGGGAGCAAAUUAGCUCCAAAACGAAUUUCGCCAGACUCACACGCGCACCGCGUGUGAGUCUGCUGCCUGUCGUGGAGAAAUCUACGCAGCAGCAGCAGCAUCAAGAGAAGCGACGCCGCAACUGAUUUGUGGGAGUGCAGUGCUCGUCGCUUUAUGUUUUAUUUAUUCAAGAACAAGUGGUAGCUGAGAAGAUGGCUUCCCAUCGGAGGACAACUCUGUUUGAAGUAAUGGUAGCACAGCUGCUUAUGUGGCAGCUGUCAGCUCUCAAUAUUCCCCUUGACUACAAAUUGCUUGAAGAGUUCAAACAACCUCCAGCCAUCACGGCUCAGUCGCCAAAGAACUACAUUGUGGACCCCCGAGACAACAUUGAGAUUAAGUGUGAAGCUAAGGGCAACCCACCGCCAAGCUUCCACUGGACAAAGGACGGCGUCGAUUUCCACCCGGAGGCCGACGAACGCGUGCAGAUGCGCGGUGACUCGGGGACGCUCGUCGUGGAUGUGGUUGGGGGCGGCCGGGCCGAGCGCUACGAGGGGGAGUACCAGUGCCGAGCGAGCAACAGCGGCGGCACGGCGCUCUCCGACCGCAUCACCGUGCAGCUCUCGAGGUCUCCUCUGUGGCCGAAGGAGGUGAUCGACCCAGUGCAGGUGAAGGAGGGCUCGUCAGCUGUGCUGCCCUGCAACCCCCCACCUGGAAUCCCGCUACCCGUCAUCUUCUGGAUGGACCACGUCUUGCAGAGGCUAUCUCAGGACGAGCGCGUGUCCCAGGGCCUCAACGGGGACCUCUACUUCUCCAACGUGCGCGCAUCAGACGCGCGCGAUGACUACAUCUGCUAUGCUCGCUUCGUGUACACGCAGACCAUCCAGCAGAAGCAGCCCAUCAAGCUGACGGUGCAGCCAGUUGAUGCCAGUAAUGAUACAGAGUCUGCUAAUGCCAGUGAUGCUGACAUAAAUGGUGGGAGCCGCGUGGAUCUGUACCCUCCGCGCUUCCUCUCUCCCGUCGGUGCCUCCAGCACUAAGAUGGUGCUCAAAGGAGACGUCCUGAGCCUGGAGUGCAUCGCAGCCGGCCUGCCGACGCCACGCAUCCAGUGGUUCAAGUCUGGCGCGGAGAUGCCGUGGGAGCGCGCGAAGCUCCUCAACUUCAACAAGACGCUCAUUCUGGCAAACGUGACGGAGGGCGACGACGGCAACUACGUGUGUCUCGCUUCCAACCGGCUGGGAGUCCAGAGGCACACGACCACCGUCGCCAUCGAAGCCGCCCCCUACUGGCUCACGGGAGGCCCGGAGAGCCGCGUGGUUCAGCCGGGCGAACAGACGACCAUUAUGUGCCGCGCUACCGGCAACCCCAAGCCAUCGAUUCGCUGGCUCCUCAACGGAGGGCCCAUCGAAGAAGCUGGCAACGACCCGAACAGGAAGGUGGAUGGUGACACCAUCAUCCUGUCGAACCUGCCCGAGGGGACGAGCGCUGUGUACCAGUGCGAGGCCACCAACAAGCAUGGCUCCAUCCUCGGCAAUGCCUUCGUCAACGUGCUGGCUGUGCCACCCAGGAUCCUGUCACCAAUGAAUAAAGUAUAUUCUGCUGUGGUGAACCAGACGGUGCACAUUGAGUGCAAGGUGUUCGCCUCCCCACAGCCCACCUUCAUGUGGUUCAAGGACGCCCACGGAGGGAAGCUGGAAGGUCCGCGCUACCAGGACUCGGCGGCGAGCGACACGCUCGUCGUCCCGCGGGUGCAGAAGGGCGACGCGGGUGUCUACACGUGCCACGUGCAGAACUACCUCAACAAGAACCAGAGCCUGGCUCGGCUGCUCAUCAAGGACCCAACGCGGAUUGUGCAGCCCCCAUCGGAGCUACGCGCCCAGCGAUUUGGCGUUGCUACGUUUGAGUGCCAUGCCACCCACGACCCCAGCCUGAGCCUCAACAUCUCUUGGUUCCAUGACGGAUACCCGCUUCCAGAGAGCCCCAGACACGAGCUGGAAGGGAGUGGCCUGACCAUCGUGAACGUGACGGAGGAGGACGUUGGCCACUACAAGUGCAGAGCGUCCACGGAGUUAGACCACGCCGAGGCAGAGGCUCGACUCACCGUCAUAGACUCCCCAGACGCCACCCUAUUCUCUCCCGAGCUCAACGCGACGCUAGUUAGCUCUCCCUCUAUCCCCAGCCCCGUCGGCGGUGUGGCGGUAACGAUAGACCGCCCGGAUUCACCCAUGGACUUGGAGCUGACAAACCGGCAAGACCUGAGCGUGCGUCUCACCUGGAAUCCUGGCUCCGAGAACAAUGACCCCAUCAAAGAGUUCGUGGUGGAGUACGAGGAGGACUGGUUCGAGCCGGGCGUGUGGCACAGGCUCAGCUCGUUCCCAGGCUCCCGCAACUCGGUGCUGCUCGACUCGCUGUCGCCCUACGUCAGCUACCGCUUCCGCGUCGUCGCCGUCAACUCGGUGGGCCCGAGCGAGCCCAGCCUCCCGACGGAGCGCUGCCUCACCGUUUCCGCAAGUCCUCAAAUAAAUCCAUCGGGUGUGAAAGGGGAAGGAACCAAUCCCACGAACAUGAUCAUUUCCUGGACGCCCAUGCGAGGAGUGGACCAGAACGGCCCAGGCUUCGGCUACCGCGUGUCGUGGCGUCUCCAGUCGAGCGGCGACGCGGAGUGGACGACGGAGACGGUGCUUAACCGUUCCCACGUGGUUGUGUCGGGCACGCCAACCUUCUCGCCGUACGAGAUCCGUGUGCGGGCCGUCAACAACAUUGGCCUGGGACCCGAGCCCGACGUCGUUAUCGGAUAUUCUGGGGAGGACGUUCCUUUGGAGUCGCCCAAGAACGUGCGUGUUGAGGUGCUGAACAGCACCAUCAUCAAAGUGACCUGGGAGCCCGUGCCUCUGGAGUCAGUGCGCGGACAUAUCCUGGGCUACAGGGUGCACUACUGGCGCGUGCGGGCGCUGGGGGACCGCAGGCGACGCCGGUCAAACCGGGAGGUGCUGGAGUUCCAGCCGGUCCGCACGCACGGCGUGGUUCCAGGCCUGCGCCCCUACAGCCUCUAUCAGCUGGAAGUUUGCGUGUUCAACCGCAAGAGCGAUGGCCCGGCCAGCACCCGGCAGCAGUUCCACACGCCGGAGGGAGUGCCCAGCCAGCCUGAGAAUUUGCGCCUCUACAGACCAUCGCAGACUUCGCUCAAGAUCGAUUGGGAUCACCCGGAGCUUAUCAAUGGCCGGCUCACAGGCUACUCCAUACAGUACCAGACAAUCAACCACACGUAUGAGCUGGGCCCCCUGAAGAGCGUCGACAUCCCCACGGCGAACGCCUCCAGUUGGACUCUGCGAGACCUCCCUCCCAACGGCCGCUACAAGGUGUACGUGCGGGCACGUACACGCGCGGGUCUGGGCGCCGCCGCCUUCGAGGAGGCAACCACCGUCAUGGAACGCGCAGCCCAGAUUGUGUCGGUGGCCGGAGAGGAGUUUGCUAACGUGAGCUGGAUGCCGGCGGCGUUCCGUGCCGGCACGGUGUUUUAUAUCGAGUACAUGCUUAACAACAGUGUCGAGGGCUGGGAGAAGAGUCUGCGCACCCCUUCCGUUAACACGUCGCAGAGUUACAUUGUGGUGCAGGGCCUAGAGGCCGGCACGGCCUACAAAAUGCGCUUGGCGUCGGCGUUGCAGGCCAGCGUUAGCUUCAGCGAGGCCGUGGUCUUUGAGGCCCGAGCUGAACCCAGCCAGCAAGUAAACAUACCCACGCAGGGCUGGUUCAUCGGGCUCAUGUGCGCUAUUGUCCUGCUCGUGCUCAUCAUCCUCAUCAUCUGUUUCGUACGACGCAACCGGGGAGGGAAGUAUCCCGUUAAAGAGAAGGAGGAUGCUCAUCCUGAUCCCGAAGCGCAGCCGAUGAAGGAAGACACGUACAGGUCGCUGGGAAGUGAGGACGAGAAAGUUCCAGACGGCGGCGGCGGCAAGGGCGGGCGCCCAUCCCCAAACGGCUCGAUUCGCCGGGGCGGUAGCGCCGACAGCCUGGUGGAGUACGGAGACGGCGGCGAGGGACAAUUCAACGAGGACGGCUCCUUCAUCGGCCAGUACACCGACCGCAAGGAUCGCGCCGAGCCCGGCCCCGACGGCGAGGAGAGCUCCACCACCACCUCGCCCGUCAACCCGCUCAACCCCCUCAAUGGGCCCACAGCAGCUGCCCCAGCGACUCCCAACAACCACCUGGCCUAAGGCAGUGGCGGCACCCCCCCCCCACCACCACCACCCCGUUGUCUGUCCGGCUGUUGUUAGUUGGUGACUGUGACCCACCGCUUGCGAUGGUUUUGGCUAUUCGAGUGACGUCGCUCAUCACCGUCGCAUGGCUCAUGGCUCCAGGUUGAGGAGGCUUCGUAAUCCACCGUGGGUUUUUUGGGUUAAUGCGUGUGGCUUGCUCAAGGAGCAUCAGUAUUGUGACGACGACGAUGACGAUGAUGACGCUUUCUCAACCUGCAGCUCGUGCAGUUUAACGCGUGUCCCACAAAGUUGCAUCGUCACAGGUGGCCUGUGCAUUAUUAUUAUCGGUGAAGUCGCCUGGCUGUGUGUCACCUGAGACUGAAAAAUCCGAAGCGGAUUUUUGCCUGCCCCAACUAGAGCCCCGACCCAACUAGAGCCCCGACCCAGCACCGUUGUCGUCAGUGGCGUACAUUGAAACAAGCCUAGUUAACCGAGGUUGGGCUACGAUGAUUGUGGUCGGGUUGGGAUGCUUGUGCUAUGGCUGCUGGAGUCUUCACAAGAAGUGUCUCUCAGUGCUGAAAUUCGUCCCCCACUCGCAAUGAAGGGGUUUGGAAUAUUUAAUCUAAAGUCCCUCGGAGAUGAGGCCAUGUCCCCACACCCGCUCCCCACGAUUGGAAACGCUUGCCCAAAGGAACUAAUUUAGCACCAGAGGGUAAAUUUAGGGUAAUCAUGAAUAAUAAUUUCUAAUAGUAAUAAUUAAAGUAUCAUACCGUAUUUGAAAAAAAAGUUUUGCUGGCUGAGUUCUUGCGUCGCGCUGACGUAAGAUAUCCCACCCACCCUUAACCCUGGAUGUGUAUUCCACGGAAAUUUGUGGGCAGUGCUAAAUACAAAUAUUAACAGACUAUCCAAUAAAAUGUCACGCUUAAGGCAUUGGCAGAAAUUUCACAGUUCCAUGGAAAGCGCUACAGCUAUCAAAACUGGGGAAUGAGCUGAAGUCGUCGUCACCUUCAAAUGUCAUUACAUGUAAUCAUAUUACACGCCGACGUAAAUUACAGUCAUGCCUGAUGACAUAUACUCAUCUGAUUACAAGUGGAAAACUCUGAUUACGUCUUGCGGUGGUAACGAAUAGCGUCCCACUUGCACCCGUGCUUGCAUGCACCUGCGCGUGCGUGCGUGUGCACGUGCGCGUUCACUUUAGGUAAUAUUUUGGGGGCCCGUGAAGCUGUUUUGAAUGGACCUCUUGAUUGAGCUGCUGCUGCCUGUCACGAGAGAGCUAUGUGAGGUCUCGUUUGCGCGUGCGCUGUGUUGUGAGUGGUGGGAUGCCGGUGGAAGUCUCAACGGUUUGUGGCAGGCCGCUUAAAAAAGUUGCGAAAGCUCUUUCUAAUUAUUGUUACUUUUAUUUUUUUAUGGACUCGGCAGUCACUUGUAUUUGCGAUUAGAAUGUAUCAUUUGUACUGCUUCAUCUGCCUGGAUAGUUAAUGUUAUUAGCAAGUUUGCUACGUGUUAUGAUUCCACACUGGAAUUAUAUAUUUAACAAAAUAGCUUGCUUGCUUGUGGGAAUGAAAGGGAUGUUUUGUUUAUUAUAUAAAAUAACAUUAAUAUAAUACAUGUUAAAGAUGUUGAACAAAAAUUUUAAGAAAAAAUAUGUAUACUUACUGAUUAUAACAGUUUAGCAAUGAACUCAAUUCGUAAUUCAGAUGCAUUCCACAUAGCACAAUGUAGUACCGACAUUAUAUACAAAAGCAGCAACUCUUUUUCAAAAACUAGCAAAUAUAGGCUCUGUAAUUUUUACAAGAGGACGCAUCAUGCACAGACGUUUGUUAAACACCAAUAAUUGUCACAUUUUUUACAAUACAUUUAUAGAUCGCUGUCACAUAAGUUGAUUGGUUAAAUCAGCAUGCUUAUUUUAAUAGCAGCCCCGUGAAAUGAAGGUUAAAAAAAUCCCACCUUUUGAAUGCUACGUAACAAAAAUAUUUGGUUAUGGACCAUAUUGACACCUUUACGAUUGUGUUUUGUGCGAUUCACCCAUGUUUAAGUUGGUUUAGCCCAAGGUCUGCGUCUAUAUAUGCUCACGCAGAACAGUCUGACCAAUCGCACUUCACAAGUAAAUGCUCCAUCCCCUAUCGUUGCUGUGGUCUUGCAGUGCAACAGCAUUCAAUCAGCCGAGGAGAUAGUUAUGCGUUACGUAUAACACUUGUAACAAUGCCAAGACAAAGAUAAAUAAGCUAAAGAUUGCAAUGCAUUUAAUACCCCAAAUUGAAUUGCUGCGAGCAGAAUUCAAUACGCGUCCAUUUUUCAAAAGCGCCUAUAAAUUACAAAUUUAAAAAGAGGUUCCAGUUUUAUUAAAACAUAUAUUAUCUUUGACUUCUCAACAAUGUACAGCAUGCCAUUUUUUACUGACAAGGCAGCAUGUGGUUUCCAAUAGCUUUAUGAACCUAUCAACUUCAAUUAGGCAUUGCACAUCAUAUAAACCUCUGCACAGUGCAGGUACGGUCGUGUAGAUGUAUUGUGAAUAAAUAACAAGAGGCAUUAUUUCAUAAGUGCCACUGUGGCCAAGUUAGGUUCCCACGAGUCACAACGCCGUUAAUGAUAAUAAUUUAACAGUCUCACAGCAGUAAUAACACCGCGCGCAUUUACACGCGGCACAUUUAUCUCAAGAGUGCCAUUUCUUUCAGCGUUGUUUUCGGAAGAGGUGCAGAGAUGCAAUAGUAUGAACAUGUUUUUGUU
Molecule: messenger RNA, 7317 nt
Organism: Petromyzon marinus (sea lamprey)
Lineage: Eukaryota; Metazoa; Chordata; Hyperoartia; Petromyzontiformes; Petromyzontidae
Gene: NRCAM
Product: neuronal cell adhesion molecule
Biological process (GO): brain development; dendrite self-avoidance; homophilic cell-cell adhesion
Cellular component (GO): axon; plasma membrane
Molecular function (GO): cell-cell adhesion mediator activity
Source: RefSeq, a predicted model, not a curated record